Molecule: messenger RNA, 1791 nt
Organism: Capsicum annuum
Lineage: Eukaryota; Viridiplantae; Streptophyta; Magnoliopsida; Solanales; Solanaceae
Product: transcription factor HHO2
Exons: 5
Coding region: 311-1537 (408 amino acids)
Biological process (GO): regulation of DNA-templated transcription
Molecular function (GO): DNA binding; DNA-binding transcription factor activity
Source: RefSeq, a predicted model, not a curated record
UUGAAAAUUUUAAAUUCUUAUAUACAAAGUUUAUUCCCUUUUAUGAUUCUUCUUAGAUCCCUUUAUUCUUUAAUUUUUAAUUCCGAAUCUCUCUAUGCUUACAACACAACAAAUAACCCCCCUAAUUUAAAUUGCUCUUCUUGGUCCCCUCAAUUUCUCUCAUUACAUUACACCCUUUGCAAUAACAUUAGAUAAAUAAAACCAAAAAACUUCCAUACUUUCCUCUUAGGUCAAUCAAAAACCAAAAUUAUCAAACAAAAGCUGGAAAACUUCAAAGAAAAAAUUUCUUUUCUCAUUUUUCCUAAACAAGAUGAUGAUCAACAACAAUAAUUUCAAUGAGAAAAUGCAAAGAUGUCAACAAUAUAUUGAUGCUCUUGAAGAAGAACGUAGAAAAAUUCAAGUUUUCUCUAGAGAACUUCCUCUUUGUCUUGAACUUGUCACUCAAGCUAUUGAAACAUACAAGCAACAAUUAUCUGGGACAACAACAGAGUACAACCUUAAUGCACAAUCUGAUGAAUGUUCUGAUGAUGAUGAACAUACAUCUAGUGAUGUUCCUAUUUUGGAAGAAUUUAUUCCAUUAAAAAGGACAUUUUCUCAUGAAUAUGAAGAUCAAGAAGAUGCUCAUGAUGAGGAAAAUGAAUCUCAUAAAUCAAAAAAUAAUAAUAGUAAUAAUUCUACUAUUUCUAAGGACAACAAGAGCAACACAAAGUCUGAUUGGCUUAGAUCUGUUCAGCUUUGGAAUCAAACUUCAGAUCCCACUCUAAAAGAGGAAUCAACACCUAGAAAGGUGUCGGUUGUGGAGGUGAAGAAAAAUGGAAGUGGAGGAGCAUUUCAUCCAUUCAAGAAAGAAAAAAGUGCUGCUGCCGCCGUUGUCGUCGCGGAACAACAGCCAGUAUCUGGUGUUGUUCCAGCGGCGGCAACAAGUUCCACCGCUGAGAAUGCUCUCGGCGGUGGAAGUAAGAAAGAAGAGAAAGAUGGACAAAGAAAACAAAGAAGGUGUUGGUCCCCAGAGUUGCAUAGAAGAUUUUUACAAGCCUUACAACAACUUGGUGGCUCUCAUGUUGCUACACCAAAACAAAUUAGGGAGUUAAUGAAGGUGGAUGGACUUACUAAUGAUGAAGUUAAAAGUCAUUUACAGAAAUAUCGGUUACACACGAGAAGACCUAGUCCUUCAUCAAUUCAUAAUAACAACAACCAACAACCACCACAAUUCGUGGUAGUCGGAGGAAUAUGGGUCCCACCACCAGACUACGCCUCUAUGGCCGCUGUAGCACCAGCGGCCUCAGGCGAAGCAUCAGGAGUCGCAAACUCCAAUGGAAUCUACGCACCCAUUGCUACCCAUGCAAAGGGUCCCCUACAUGAUCAUGCAUCAUUAGGGGGAACCCUAAAACAACUAAGGCAACAACACAACGAGAAGCCAUCGCGCUCCUCUGAGCGCGAUGGUAGCCACAGUCACAGUGAAGGUGGUGGCGUACAUUCUAGCUCUCCGGCUACGUCGUCUUCUACACAUACUACUACUGCUUCACCAGCUUACUAAAAAAAAGUGUAGAAAUUUUUUGUAUGUAAUAUAUUUUCUUUUUUUUUAUUCUACUGUAAAAGUAGAAAGUCAUAUAGAGUUAAUUUUUCGGUCUUGUAGGGAAAAAACUUGUAUUUAUUUAUUUUCUUUAGUUUAUUGUUGAAAAAUAUAUAUCUUUUGUGAUAUCUUUUGAGGAUCUUUCAGACGCAUUUUGACAGUGACAGUAAUUAAGAUUGAAUAAUAUGGUGGGUUCCCAUUGUUUUGGAUUAUUGAAA